AAAUCCUCUUGGACGAAAGAGCAUUCGAAGUACGCUGGGCCGUUGCAGGUGAAAGUAUCGUUUUACAACUUGUGGCGAAAUUGGAAGACGGAGAGUACAUGUCUUUUGGUCUUUCUGGAGAAGACCAUGCCAGUAUUAUGAUAGGGGGAGACGUGGUGGUGGCGUGGGUCAACAAAGAAACGUUCAAGGGAUACGCUGACGACUAUUACCUUGGAGACAAAUCGCAAUGUGCAGGGUACACGGGAUCAUGUCCUGAUCAAUUACUACAGGAUGGAACCGAUACCGUCAGAGUCUUGAAUGCAGCAUUGGUAAACGGCUAUUCCAUCGUAACUUACCAAAGAACCCUUCAUCCCCAUGAUCGAUUCGAUCGUGCAAUCUAUACCAACCAGUCCCAACCCAUCAUCUGGGCCAUAGGUCCUUUAGACUCCCGAAACCUCGUGUCAUACCACAGCAAGUACGCAAAGGGUAAUCAUUUCAUCGAUUUUGGGAGACCACCAAAGUGGAACUGUCCUAAUCCUGAAAGCGAACAAUCACGCUCUGCUGCAAGAAGAAAACCGAAAGAACAUUCCCGCCAAAGAAGUGAACCCCAUCAUCAACAACAACAACAACAACAAAUACAACAACAGCAGCAACAGCAACAGCAGAGGGUUUAUGAAGAACCUCCAAAGACCACCGAAUAUCAAAUACCUGAGACAACAACAGCCCAACCAGUUACAAGAAAAAAUCAAAGAAGACGUGGUGAAGCAAGAAGACGUGUUGUUAACAACGGUAACCAACUACCGGCACAGCCAGAAGCGCAAGCCGUUAACCAGGACGUAGAAAGGAUCAACCCUGCGCCUUCUACGAGAUCGAAACAAACAAUAAAUCCAACAGUUGAACUAGAAAGUUCAACCAAUCAACCACCUAUAAGAUCCAGACAAAACAGAAGAAGAAACAAUGGUGAAAGACACGAAGGAAGAAACAGAGCAAGGAAUGAAAACGUAGAAAGAGAAAAUGUAAGUGAAGUUCAACAACGGUCCAUACCGACACCUGCUCCAGUAUCUUUAGAGAAAAUUGUCCCAUGGACCAUUCCACAAAUUCAGUGUUACGAACCGGAAGAUGGUGUUUUCUACGCUCAAAUGGGACCAGCAGGAGGCAGGAAAGGAUACUCAGCAAUAACUGGUCACGUUGGUUGGGGUAUCGCAUGGUACAUCAACGGUCUCCUGAUUCCAGAAAUUAACGUCGUCAGAGGGAAAACGUACACUUUCGUGACAGAGGGAGGUGAUGAUGAAAACUUUAAUGCCAAAUAUCAUCCCUUCUACAUUACUGACGAUCCUAUAGGAGGGUAUGCUUACAAAACUGCAGAGGAACGAAAGACGGUACAUAUUUUCGCUGGAGCAGCUCAGUUAGACAAUGGAACGGUUAUACCGACCGGAACUGGAAGGCUAUGUCAUUGGACAUACAAGGGCGAUCUGGAUUCUGACGAUUAUCCAUCUUUCGGUGCGUUCCAACGGAAUCUCGAACUUAAAUGUGAACAAGGCGAACCAGGCUUCGUCCAAUGGACCCCGACAAAAAUGACUCCCGAUACCGUUUAUUACCAGUGCUUCUCCCACAGGUACCUGGGAUGGAAAAUAAACGUCUUAGACUCAUGUGAUGAAUUAUCUCAAGGGAGUGAGUUUCAUCCGGCCGUACUUCCUCCACCGCCAGGUUUCAAAGAAGCCGGGGAAGACGAUUUAGAAACAGAUGCUUCUUACAGGGUGGCAACCGUGGUCAAAUUACCGACCGGAUCUAAAAUCGAAUCCUACAGGAAAAAGAACUACGCUCUUGAUAAUCACAAAAAUAUUACAGAAGAAUCUCAACCCCUUUUCGAUACAACCCAAACUCAGCCAAUGCAGCACCCGGCAAUGACGAAACCAUAUUAUUCGAUUCCUUCGAAAAAUCGACUGCAUUUAAUAAGCAGGCCGAAGGGCGGCUCUCAAUACAGGAAAAGGUCACACGUAGUGAAAAAGGUCAUCAAACAUCCAAAGGACAUGCUAAUGUCCGAGCAAAGGCAAAACACUAUUAGCAAAAGGCCAGUUCUUAAAAUACACAAAAGGCCAAUCCCCUCUAACAUGAAUUUCCCACGAAGUAAAUCAAAACCUGAAAGAGAACUCACGCUAUUCAUGACUAAGGCGAAGGAACCUGCCGUGGAAUUAUCACCAAUUCAGCCAUCCACCGAAAAAAUGAUUGACGACAUCCUAUUAUCAAAAUACUCAAAACUGCAGGAAUCGUUACGCAAAACCACUGAGACUCCAUCAGCUGAAGAAUCUGUUAACAAAUACGUUCGUUUCAUUCCUACGAGUGUAUCAGAACCGAACACUACCACCCUGGAGUUCGCCGUCAACACGGGGUUCAACCCCCGUUCGAUUGUUUUCGAAAGAGGAUUUAUGCCGAUCAUGACGGAAAGGACUAAAACUAUAACUGACAUUAAAGGUCCAGAAAUAGAAAACGAAUCAGAAAUCGGAUUCCUCGAUAUACCAGCUUCGUCCGUUGCCAAUUUGACCCACAAAAGCUUCUUAAACCACAGAUACGACGAUAGCUUAAGCAAUGUAAAACCCUUUGAAGUGAGGAAAAAACGACAAAAAAGUAACUUAGGUCAAUAUCUUCCCUACGAAGAUAACAUGCCACAAUCGGCAGAUAACUCGAAAACAUAUUACUUACCCCCCAAUGGGGAAAGGAAGAGACCGGGAUCGGACGACCGCUCCUCCUCAAUUUUUAUCACUUAUGACGGCAAAAAAAUACAUGGUUCAACACUGACAAGCGUAGGGGUGGAUAAUGGACAAACAGUUUUAAAAUCGGCGAAACAUCCGAAAGCUGCCGAACUUCUCAGGUCUGGGCCUCAAUUUGCCCCAUUCAAAGGCGAUCUACCACCUUUGGACCCCAAAAUAAUUAAUUCGUUCGGCGCAAAAACACAACAGGCAACUUUGAACAGGGGUUUAGAAACACCCCGGACCGGUGAUGCCGGGGUCACGAAAUUAAAAUUAGUUCCUCAACGAAACAAAAGAUACGCACAUCACACACCUGAACACACGGCUGAACAAAUGGCAUCGGCCAAAAAUACCACCCUUAAUCGUAAUAGUAAUAAUAAUAAUAAUAAUAAUUCGUCGGGGGUAAAGAGCAGUGCAUCAUUCAUAACUAGCGUGUUUUCUGCAGUUGUAGUUGCAUUAGUAAGUUACCAGUUUUUGUAAAAUAAAAACAGAAAAGUAAAUUUUACUUUUUUUUACUUGAUAAGAGUGUUAUUUAAAUGUUAAGUUUUCUACGAUAAGUUAGAAUUGUUGUAAAUAGUCGAUAAAUAAAUUUUUUACGACCGACA
Agrilus planipennis (emerald ash borer) is the source of this 3331-nucleotide messenger RNA. RefSeq lists its product as uncharacterized. The record is from RefSeq and is a predicted model, not a curated record. The transcript is spliced from 7 exons. NCBI's taxonomy places the organism in Eukaryota, Metazoa, Arthropoda, Insecta, Coleoptera, Buprestidae. The coding region runs from base 99 to 3206 and encodes 1035 amino acids.